Molecule: messenger RNA, 2433 nt
Organism: Anopheles arabiensis
Lineage: Eukaryota; Metazoa; Arthropoda; Insecta; Diptera; Culicidae
Gene: S6KL
Product: serine/threonine-protein kinase S6KL
Exons: 11
Coding region: 938-2329 (463 amino acids)
Biological process (GO): protein phosphorylation
Molecular function (GO): ATP binding; protein serine/threonine kinase activity
Source: RefSeq, a predicted model, not a curated record
CUGCUGUUUUCGAUGCGAAAUACGCCAAAAGAGAAAAAAUAAAUAACAGAAACUAACCAUUUUUCAACAAAAUGCGUCCUCCGAACGCUCGGCAACGGGAGGUGGAAGUGCGCUACAGCAAGUGGCUGUAGAUAAUUAAUUUUGAAACUUGUUAACGUGCGUUGUAAGCAGCAGCACAGCGAGUGUGAUAGAAUAUUUGUGAAAACAAUCGCACGAGAGACAGAAAGCGUGAGCCUGUUUACCUUCCCGAGCUGCUUGCUGGUGAGCAAAAAUAUUGACUGAAACUGUGUGUGAAAUUGGUGCCGCAUGUUGGUAAAAUGUUGUUGCAUCGUUGUGUGACAAACCAGCACUCACUCCAGGACAGCUUUUCCCUCCCUGCACGGAGACUGUGUGGCGAGCAAAAGUGUUGAAUUAAAACGGCAAUUUUCCGACAUUUGAAUGUAACCGCUGGCCUGACAGACAGUACCGAGCCGUGGAACGGUCAUCGUGCCAGGCGCCAACGCGCUCGUACCUGUCAGCUGUCGCGAACAGGUACCGACCGAUCGAACGAAUAGAGAAAGAAAAAAAAAACCCGUCAACCGACUUCACCAGCUGCUGGCCUUCUGUUGGGCGCCCUCUCCGUUUUGUUGUUGUGGUGCAUCGGAUGACGGUGCGUUAAUACCGAGCGCGGGGCACUAAACAGCCCUCCUGUGCGUGCGUGCUGGUGAAGUGCUGCUGGUGGUAGUGGUGGUGGUGACGGCAGUGCAAAGCAAAGAAAGACGAACACUCGACAACAAACGCAAAACAGCGAACGGCACAGCAGGAAACCAUUGCAGCGCCGCAUUUUCAAGCGCAGCAGCGAGAGCGGUAAAGGGGGUGUCCGUUGCCCGACCCGACGCACGAUCGGCCCGACCCUGCCAUCGUUGCGUGCGCGUUGCGGCGGCCGGUCGCGGCCUGUAUGGGCGACGCGGACAUCCGGGCUACCGAGCCUGCGAUAAGCUACGCCAACACCGCACUGGACACGGGCCCGCUUCGUGCCGGCUACACGCAGCGCGGGAAGGACCGACGGAAGGAGCAUCUGGUUGUGUCGUUUCAGCUACCACCCGCAGCAGCUGACGGUGCGCGCUUGGGACCGCUCGGGCGGUGGUACCAUGAGACACUAGCGCAUCGCCGCUGCUUCGUCUGGCUGCAGAGCACACUGUCGAGGACGAUUUAUGUGCUGCGCUGCGUUCCUCCCCACCAACACUCGCACCGGACGCGACCACCCGUGGCAAGGAUCUCCCGUCGGCGGUGGCAUCAAACGACGCUAGACAGCGAAGCGCAGCUGCUCAAGAGCUGCUGGCCGGUGCCGGAACAAGUGCGCCUGUUUCUGCCCACCUUCCCGGUGGACGAGCGACGGGCCCACCGGUACGCAGAGCGCACGUACGUGGCGAAUGGUGCGUUCGGGCGGGUGUACCGCGUACGGGACACGCUUGCCGGUGGCGACAGUCGGCGCUGGUACGCGCUGAAGGUUCUGCAAAAGUCCAACAUCGUGCUGUCCGAUGCGGUUGGACAGGUCAGGGACGAAGUGAAGAUACAGACGGUGUGUGGCCAUCAUCCGUUCAUAGUGCCGUGCGUCGACUACUGGCAGGAUCGUACUCGCCUGUUUCUGUUGUCCGAAUUUUUCGGCAACGGUGAGCUGUUCCAUCGUCUAAAGUCCUUUACCAGUCAGCUGGUUCAGCUGUAUGUGGCGGAGCUAGCCUUAGCGAUCGACUUUCUGCACAACGCCGGCAUCAUCUAUCGCGACCUGAAGCCGGAAAACGUACUGCUCGAUGAUCAAUUCCACCUCAAGCUGAUCGACUUCGGGCUGAGCAAGUGGCUAAGCGUCGGCAGCCGCACCGGCACGCUCUGCGGCACGAUACAGUAUAUGGCGCCUGAGAUUCUACGAGGAGAGCCGUACGGACAUGCCGUCGACUGGUGGGCGCUCGGGGUGCUGGCCUGCCGGAUGUACACUGGGCGGUACCCGCUGAUGGAUCCAGCGCAUCAUUUAAGGGCCUCGGUGACUGAGCUACCGAUCGUACCACCCUCCUCCCCCUACAGCAGUACGGCCAUCGACGGGCCGGUGGCGAACCGGCGGCUGCUGCCAGCCUCGGCCGACCGUUUGCCGCCGGACGGGCGCGAUCUGCUCCAUCGGCUGCUGGAGCCGGAUCCGCGCGCCCGGCUGCGGUCGCUGCUGCAGCUGCAGCGGAUCGCGCUCUACCAGCACUACCGGUGGGAGGACGUGCGCACCAGGAAGAUAGUGCCGCGCGAUCUGUUCGACGAUGAGUGCCUGGUGCGGGAGGAAGACGCAGUCUUGUUCACCGAUUUCUAGCAGCAGCCGCAGCAGCAGCAGCAGCGCGAAAAAUCUCAACCCCUUUUUAGCAGUAUUUUCAGUGCCGAAAUAGAAGUAUUUGCUUGUGAAUUAACGGUUCAAAA